UUUCCCUAGAAUACAAAAAAAGGAAAAAAAAAAAAAGUUUCCAACUGCUUCCUUCCAUUUCUCCCGGCGACUGAGGCGACGGCGGCGAGCGAACUCCCGACAACUGAGGCGGUGGCGGCGUCAAACUUAAUCCGGCGACAAUCGUGGAAGCUCACCGACUGAGACCAGUCAACGCCACCAAAUGUUCAGAAUUUGUCUCAACUGCUCAAUAUAGUUGGUAAAUACAGUUUGCAGACAACCCUUUGCGAGGAAGGAUCAUAGCAUGCUAUUAAAACCUCGAAAACCCUCAAUUUCGAUCGCUCAACUUGCCCAGAUCCACGCCCAACUCGUCACAAAUCCGAACCCUCUCAACUUCAACCCUUUCCUCGGCGCUUUUGUAGCUUCCAUCGCUCCUGAAAAUGGCCUCUUCCUCUACAACCAAAUGCUUCGCCACCCAUCUUCAUCUUCCCACAACCACUACACCUUCACCUACGCCCUCAAAGCCUGUUCCUCGCUCCAUCAAACCCACAAGGGCCUCGAAAUCCACGGCCAUCUAGUUAAAUCUGGCCACCUUUCCGACAUCUUCAUCCAAAAUUCACUGCUCCAUUUCUACAUUGUCGAUGGCGAUGUUCCUUCUGCUUCUCGAAUCUUCGCGUCCAUGCCUGACCCAGAUGUGGUUUCCUGGACAUCCAUCAUUUCGGGGCUCUCCAAGCUGGGUUUUGAGGAGGAAGCUCUAGUUAAGUUCUUGUCUAUGAAUGUGAGGCCUAAUUCUGCUACUCUUGUCACUGCUUUAUCUGCUUGUUCUAGUCUUGGAUAUCUCAAGCUUGGGAAAGCUAUACAUGGGCUGAGAUUGCGGAGUGUGGAUGAGGAAAGCGUUAGUUUGGACAAUGCCCUUCUGGACUUCUACGUCAAAUGUGGGUCCUUGAGGAGUGCAGAGAACCUGUUUGUUAAAAUGCCUAAUAGAGACGUAGUGUCAUGGACUACAAUAAUUGGGGGUUAUGCUCAGAGUGGAUUGUGUGAAGAGGCUGUGAGGAUCUUCCAAAACAUGGUCCAAGAGGGAGAGGCUGAGCCCAAUGAGGCCACUCUCAUUAAUGUAUUAUCUGCUUGUUCUUCCAUGUCUGCUCUGAAUUUGGGUCAAUGGAUUCAUUCCUAUAUCAUCUCUAGGCCUGAUGUGAUACUUAAUGGAAAUAUCGGAAAUGCUUUAAUAAACAUGUAUGUCAAAUGUGGUAGCAUGGAAAUGGCAGUUAGGAUCUUCAAAACUGUUGAACACAGGGAUAUCAUAUCAUGCAGCACAGUCAUAACUGGGUUAGCCAUGAAUGGCCUAGGCAAGCAAGCUUUUGUUCUGUUCUCACUCAUGCUAGUUCAUGGCGUUUCUCCAGACGACAUAACAUUUCUUGGCCUGUUAUCUGGAUGCAGCCAUGGUGGGCUGAUCAAUCAAGGCUUGAUGGUGUUUAAAGCCAUGAAAGAUGUUUAUAAUGUUGCACCUCAGAUGAGGCAUUAUGGCUGCAUGGUGGACAUGUAUGGAAGGGCUGGACUUUUAGAUGAAGCAGAGGCAUUCAUGAAGGAGAUGCCUGUGGAAGCAGAAGGCCCAGUAUGGGGAGCUCUGCUGAAUGCUUGCCAGAUUCAUGGGAAUGAGAAGAAGUAUGAGAAGGUUAGGGAAUGGCUGGUUAGAACUAGAAGCAAGGGGGUGACAGUGGGAACUUUGGCUUUGUUGUCAAAUACUUAUGCAAGUUGUGACAGAUGGAAGGAUGCUAAUGAAGUGAGAGACACCAUGAGAAGUAGAGGGUUGAAGAAAAUGGCGGGAUGUAGUUGGAUCGAAUUGGUUGACCAUUGAAUCCUCUGGGUUAGAUAGAGAGUAAUAUGGGCACUAUGAUGUUAAUGCUUGCUUGGCUCCUGUGUAUUCUGUAGAAGAGAUGUAUGCAAUAACAGUUGAGGGUCUGAGUGGUCAUAAACGUGGAUUGCUUCCAAUUCAUGUAAUAUAUGCCACUUUUCAGAUUCUUUAUUAUCAGGAGGCAUUGGCAAGUUGACAUGGUUCACAGUGUGGAUUUUGUACUCCUGGCCUUAUCAUGUCCAUAUAUGCAUUAUUAAGGUCAAGUAAAAGUCCACCUAGUGAAGACUGGAGAGCAAAUUGAAAAAUGCUUUGUAGGAAAUCUGUGUCGAUAGCUUCAAGAGCAAAGUUCAGAAUUAUUAAUUGCAAGGGAAAGAUUAAAACAACAUUGGCUGAAUUUUUUUUCCUGGGUUACCGUAAAGUGGAUUUGGCAAAUGAUAAAUUAUUACUCUCUAUAUUCUUGCCGUGGAGUAGGAUUUUUGAGUAUGUGAAAGAGUUUAAACAGGCUCACAGGCGAGACGAUGACAUGUAAAUGCUGGUAUAUGUGUCUUUCUCAAGGAAGAAGAUAAAAAUUGGUUUGUUUCGGAUGCAUCCAUUGUUUAUGGUGGGGUUGCUCCAUUAUUACUUUCAACAAAAAAGACUAAAAAUAUCUAAUUGGGAAAAUUUGGGAUCGAGUGCUACUCAAGGAUGCAUUAAAAGUCUUAGAAGAAGAUAUUUCGCUGCAGGAAAAUGCUCCAGGAGGUACGGUGGAGUUCCGCAAACCUUUGACUCUAAGAUUCUUCUUUAAAUUUUAUCUUUGGGUUUCUCUUGAGAUGGAGAGGCAUAACCUUGGAGAGAGUAUCAUUGUCACUUCUCUCUGCCGUAAAAUCAUUUCAAUGGCCACAUGUCAUUGGAAGUUAGGACUAUUUAAUCAAAAGACAUGGGACAGUUGUCGGCUCUUCUGAAGUUCAUCUUUCUGUAAGACUUCAGAAUAACAUGUUUCAAUUAUCUCCUCAUGGUCUGGAUGCUGCUUUGAUUCUGAGCUAGAAACCUCAUGCGUGCAUAUGUUCCAUAGAUGAUUUGGAACUUGGAAGCUAGGAAAUCUGCUGGUUUUGCUGGCAUCUUCCUGGCCAAGGACAUCCCAGGUGAUAAUAAGUUUGGGCCAGUUAUUCCUGAUGAGGAACUUUUUGCUUCAGAAUUUGUCACUUGCAUGGCUCAGAGAUUUUUGCAUUUGGCAGUACAAGUCGAAGCCCGGAAUGGACCCCUGUCGGCCUUGAGCCUUUCUCAAUUGAUGAUCAUGGUGUUUAUUUCAAUGGAGGCCUCUAUUGGGUUAGAGGAAAUAUGAUGCAAAUAUCAUUAUACGUUUGGAUAUAGAAGAUGAGAAAUUAGAGGAAAUUUCUUGUCCCCAACUUAGGAUGCUGAUCACUUUGCCAUUGAAGUCUUUAAUGGCACCUUCUGUCUAACUUGUUGUAUGGAAUUGGAGUUCGAGUACCAUGUGUGGAAGAUGUAAGAUUCUUCGUGGGCUAAAGCAUUUGUUGUUGCUAUACCAGAAAAAUACAUGUACUCCUCUUGAUGGCUUCCAACUCAUCAAACUCUGUGAAGAUGGGAAGAUCUUGUGUCUUGUUGCUGGAUUUCAUUUAAUCUUGUAUGACUCAGCCACUCAGAGGAAGAUGUUGAAAUUAAGGAACAUUUAGUGAAUGUUCAUCAAAUUGACUCCUUCAAUUUUGGUUCUCUCCGCAAAAUUUUAGUGGGCGAACCAAAGGUAUGAUUGAAGUGAAGGAUGAUUUUUGUUUCAUUUGAUUCCUAAGUUUAUUUAAUUUCUCAAGUGUAACCUAUCAAAGAAGUAUUAUAUUCGAGUAUGAAUUUUUAUGCAUGGGUAAAGAAUAUUGG
This is a messenger RNA of Momordica charantia (bitter melon), 3676 nucleotides long. Lineage: Eukaryota; Viridiplantae; Streptophyta; Magnoliopsida; Cucurbitales; Cucurbitaceae. The record is from RefSeq and is a predicted model, not a curated record.